This is a messenger RNA of Cicer arietinum (chickpea), 1485 nucleotides long. Its product is annotated as tryptophan aminotransferase-related protein 2-like. Gene Ontology annotation, molecular function: transaminase activity; carbon-sulfur lyase activity. Lineage: Eukaryota; Viridiplantae; Streptophyta; Magnoliopsida; Fabales; Fabaceae. The record is from RefSeq and is a predicted model, not a curated record. Gene Ontology annotation, biological process: amino acid metabolic process.
CUUCCACAAACAACAUCGACCCUCACUCAUUUUUUCAAUAAACUAUCUUUCCUUUUGCUCUGUUUUGCAUUUGGUAGAACAUGGCUAAGAUUUCUAGCACCGUAUUCUCUUUGAGACACUUCUUAGUUUUAUCACUCGCUUUAAAUGUGAGCUUAAUACUGAGAAUAGUGUACGAAGGUGAAGAAGGCCAUGACAACUCUUGUUUGAAGAAUGAAACAGGAAAUUCAAUUUCUAGAGCUGAUUUUGACACAAAAACACAUAAUAUCCUCAAAUCACGUGUGGUUAUGUCAUCUACUUUGUCUUCGGGGAAUUCUACUUGCAAAUAUCAUACAGGAAGCAGGAACAAAGUAAUCAAUCUCGACCACGGGGAUCCGACAGUGUAUGAAAGAUUUUGGCGACAAAGGGGUGACAAGAGCACGAUAAUAAUAUCAGGAUGGCAAUCAAUGAGUUAUUUUUCGGAUGUGUCGAACAUAUGCUGGUUUCUGGAAACAGAGUUUGCUAAGGAGGUUGUGAGGUUACACACAUUGGUCGGUAAUGCAGUCACUGAAGGUCGUCACAUUGUUGUAGGGACAGGUUCCUCUCAACUUUUUCUUGCUGCACUCUAUGCUCUCUCCCCUCAACAUUCACCUCAACCAAUCAAUGUUGUCUGUGCCUCUCCCUAUUACUCUUCAUACCCAUCAAUGACAGAUUACCUGAAAUCUGGACUAUACAAAUGGGGAGGGAAUGCAGAUAGUUAUGAGAAAGAAGGUCCGUACAUAGAGGUGGUGACAUCACCAAAUAAUCCAGAUGGACAUGUAAGAAGGUCAAAGGUCAACAGAAGUGAGGGACUACUGCUUCAUGAUCUUGCCUAUUACUGGCCCCAAUACACUCCUAUAUCUUCCCCUGCUGAUUAUGAUCUCACUCUUUUUACUCUCUCCAAAACCACUGGUCAUGCUGGAAUGCGCAUAGGGUGGGCUCUUGUGAAAGACAAAGAGGUAGCAAAGAAAAUGACCAAAUUCAUAGAGCUGAACACAAUAGGAGUCUCAAAGGAUUCACAACUAAGAGCUGCUAAGGUGUUAAGGGCUGUUUCUGAUAGCUGUGAAGAAGAAAACUCUCAAGAGGGAGAGUCUUUCUUCAAGUUCAGCCACAAUCUCAUGGCAAACAGGUGGAAGCAGCUGAGAGAAGUAGUGGACUCUAGUCAAUUGUUUAGUUUGCCACAGUUUUCUCCUGCUUUUUGCAAUUUUUUCAAUCAAGUGGUAGAGCCUCAACCAGCUUUUGUGUGGUUGAAGUGUGAGGGAAAUGUGGAAGACUGUGAAAAGUUCCUUAGAGCACACAACAUCAUAACAAGAAGUGGAAAGCACUUUGGGGUUAGCAGAAAAUAUGUAAGAAUUAGCUUGUUGGAUACUGAUGAAAAUUUUAACCAAUUUGUAGACAGACUAUCUACCAUACAGUCUCUGUAGUGGAAAUUUGUUGUUGAUAAUAUAUUUUCUAUACUUAUUUAAUAAA